Messenger RNA from Symbiodinium natans, 2073 nucleotides. Lineage: Eukaryota; Dinophyceae; Suessiales; Symbiodiniaceae. The record is from the annotation of a GenBank genome assembly.
AUGCACGUUGUUCGUGUUCCCAAAGACGUGGCAAAUGCCUUUUAUUCCCCUUUGCAUGACCAGCUGGACCUGGCGGUUGCUAAGACGAUGCGGCCACAAGAUCAAGUUUUGCUCAAGCAACGGCACAAGGCUGCCUGUAUACACUUGCAGGCCGCUGACGGGCCCAUAUUGCUUUCAGUUGGCAGUGGUGCUCUCCAAGGCGACAGCAUUGCGUCAGAUUUAUUCAUGGAGCAGUAUCAUCCCCUGGUUGACGAAUGGUUGCAAAGAGCAGCGCAAGCUUCCACCUAUCACCAAAUGUGCGCAGAUGAUCCGGUCAAUUGCAAAUAUGUCCACACUGCGUUAUCCGUCUUCGCGGAUGACCUCGCCAUUAAGGUCAUCUGCGACGAGGCUGCGGAUUUGCAAGCGCAAGCAUCUUUGCUGGAUGACGAAUUGGACGAAGUGCUCGCAAGUGGUGGUAUGGCGCAAAACCCCGACAAGCAAGAAAUCGUGUCGCGUUUUGCUGGCAGAGGAUCUCACAAGCAGAUGCGAGAAAUCUACUGCGGCAAGACUCCACUCGAUGGGAAAGCAGUGCCGCAGGCCAAAUACUUGGGAGAGAUCUGUACGCACAAUCUACUGCUGCUCGCAAGCUGUAGCAAACGGUCCGUCAACAUGGUCUUCCGAGCAUUGGUCUUCGAGACUGCUGUGGCUGGUUUGGCGCCCUUCGUCCUCAGUCAAUCCGACUACAAGGCCCUCGAUGCUUUUGUCGCGGCCAAAGGGCGGAUCCUCAUGCGGGGAAGCGCGCGCAAGCGCGAAGAACAGCCGGACGGUGCUGUCAAGUAUGCAGCUGUCCCCAACCAACAAGUCUGGCGGUAUCUUGGGCUUGCAGGAGUCUACGUGGAACUGCGUAUCAAACGCCUGCAAUUCUGGCAACGUCUGUUACGACAACCAGAACUUCACUCCAAUGUUUUCGCUGCUAUGUUCGGGUUCUUCCCGUUUGAAACAAGCCCCGCGCUGCAAGAGGAUGGCUGUCUUCUGCAGCGCAUCCGUGGCUCAAACAGUUGGUUGAUGAUAUCGAAGCUCUGCAGGACAUCGCCGAUCUGGAGCAUAUCACCAACGCAGUGGACAGGAAGCCGUUCCGCCUAUUCAGCCAUGACGUUAGACUGGAUUUUCUUAUGGUUGACAUGUCCAUUCUCCGGCGCAAGUUUCUCUGUGUGGAAAUCCCCCCACCAGGAUACCAGAGCGCAGGGAGAACAGGCUCCCGAAGACUUGCCCGACAUUCCAGAUGACGAGCAGCAUGUGUGCGAGCGCACACUUUUCAGAUGGUUCUCUGUGUGCGGUAGAGCUUUCAAGUCGAGUACAGCCUUGGCAAUACACUGCACCAAGCUACAUGAGCAUUCGCCGAUGGAAGCUUUGCUUGUGGUCACAAAUCAAUGCUUGUUCUGCAGGGAGGUUUUUGCAAAUGUUUUUUCGACGCGGAGACAUGUGGCGAAUUCCCUCCUACAGCCUUGCACGAUCAUUUGGGGCAGCAUUUGGGCGCACAGCUAUAGUGAGAGCGUAGUCGAGAGUUCCUUGAACGUCAUGGAUAAGUGGGCGGCAAAUGCUGGAACUCCCAACGGGCCGGCGCUGAAGCGCAGGCAAGUUGGAGGUGAGAAAGACGAGCUUGUCCUGAAGGCGGUUCAGCUCCUCAUGAAGUCCAACUUGAAGCUGUCUGCAGACGUACGGGCCUUGCAGUCGGCAACUUUCCGGACUUGCCUUAUCCCAUCUACGGCCUCUUUCGUGACCAAGGCGAAGGAAGCCAGUCAGAAGUACAAUGACCUCGUUCAGGCCGCAGGGAAGCACCACGACCUUGGCCCUCCACAUAUCCAUGUGUGGGCAGCGCUGACAGUUGAAGCAGCCGUGCAUCUCAGCGGAGAGAUGUUGCGGCGUGUCGAAGCCCAGGCUGCUGAAGCCGACUCUCCCAACAAGAUGCUGACGGAUGUGCUGUACUGUCGAGUAGCUCCUGCAUACGGAGGGGAAGAAAAGUUCGGCUUAGCUCCCAUGGGCGGCCUUGAGCGUGAGCUCCAGGCGCUGUUGGAGGAAAUCCAAAGCAAGUAA